UGAGUUCGAGUCAUGGUACAGCGGUCGUGACGACUCGGCGAAUCAUACUUUGCUGUGUUAUGGGAGCCAAGGGGUUGGAAAGACCUACAUAAGGUAAAAUAGUAUCCUCCCACGACCAUGAAACAUGCUAACAGGUAUUAAAAAUAGUUCUCUAGUAAUAGACACCCUGUGCAAGCGAGUUCGAGUACAGAAUAUUGCAGUUUUAUCACUCUAUUGUGAUUACCAAGCACAGAAGGACCAAACGGCAGUGAAUAUGAUAGGUGGUCUACUCAGACAGGUAGCAGUACGAGGAACGGUGAUUCCAGGUAAAAUUCGAAAUGCUUUCGAGGAGUCGAGAAAGGAUGGUGGCAAACCUCUUCGACUGCCGGACAUGCUAGCAUUAUUCGUUAAAACGAUCGGCGCUUACGAACGAGUAU
This is a messenger RNA of Tuber aestivum (summer truffle), 416 nucleotides long. The record is from the annotation of a GenBank genome assembly. NCBI's taxonomy places the organism in Eukaryota, Fungi, Ascomycota, Pezizomycetes, Pezizales, Tuberaceae.